Molecule: messenger RNA, 654 nt
Organism: Colletotrichum chrysophilum
Lineage: Eukaryota; Fungi; Ascomycota; Sordariomycetes; Glomerellales; Glomerellaceae
Exons: 3
Coding region: 1-654 (217 amino acids)
Source: RefSeq, a predicted model, not a curated record
AUGGAGCGGCUGAGCCAGGGCCGAGCUCCAAUGGAGACGAGGCUUUGCCUCUCCCCACUGAUUGACGACCCGGAGAAGGACCUCCUUGUCUUGUUGUAUUACUGCGAUCUUGUCAAUCUCAAGGCCUCCCCUGACGAGACGGUGGCUCAGCUGAUCAAGAUUGCGGACAAGUAUGGCAUCAUCAAAGACCUCGACCUCCGUAAGGAACUGCUCUCCGAGAUAGAGAUCUACAUUCACUGGGUAAUGAUGUACCUCGCAGCGAACCUAUCGACUUUCGUUCCUCCGACCUCCCUUUCCGCAAGUUAUGCAGCCAAGAUAGAAUUCGAAAAGAGCAUCCAGAUGAGUAGACUCUUGACCAUCUGUGAUAUGCUACUUAAGGAUUCAAGGAGCGACCAAAUUUGCCUUUUGCUCAUGUUUCUCAGGCGAUGCGCCAUGAAUCAAGAGAAGACGUGGUGGCGGUCGCGCACGAAGGCGGUGUUAAAGGGGUUGAAGAAGACCCGAAUCGGACGAUCAACCUGGCAUGUGGAAUACGCAGAGAAAUACCUGUCUGGUUUGAAACGACUGGAGGAGUCCGGCGAUGAACGCUGGUCGCGGCGUGGGUCGCUCAUGAUGGCCCGCGAGGAGUUCGAACUAGGAAAGAUGAAAGGUGACUGA